This is a messenger RNA of Sinocyclocheilus grahami, 2464 nucleotides long. Its product is annotated as raftlin-like. Lineage: Eukaryota; Metazoa; Chordata; Actinopteri; Cypriniformes; Cyprinidae. The transcript is spliced from 10 exons. The record is from RefSeq and is a predicted model, not a curated record. Bases 336 to 2180 code for a protein of 614 amino acids.
AGAGAGACAGACGGCACGCAGGCAGCAGGAUACAGGAGGUAUGUCAGAGGAUGUGGUUUCCCUGAGCUUGCAGAACAUUGCACAGACAUACUUUGAGCAUGACCUAACGGCAGCACGCAAAGUGUGUUUUCUGUGCUCCGCUAGCUGCCUGCCGCAGGAGGACUGAUCCGCUCGGGAUCCUUGCUUCUUGUUAUUAUUGUGCCGUCACAUCCAACGGGAAUCCUACCGUCACUCUUGCGGUACACACGCCGGACGGUGGAUCGCUGACUCAAACUUGCAGCAUCCGUGUGUCGACAGCUCCACAACAGGCUUAAGUGUGAACUCGUUCGGCAGAAAUGGGCUGCGGGUUGAGGAAGUUCCGUCAGGCGGAAGACAACAGUCCGGGAAAGAUUUACUCCACCCUCAAGAGACCGCAGGUGGAGACCAAGAUCGGGGUCGCCUACACGUACCACCACUUGGACUUCCUGGUGGGGAAAGACGAUGGGACGUCCACGCUGUGCCUGUCCUCAGUGAGGGAGCUGCCGUCUCAGCUGCAGGAUCUGUACCAGCAGGGCUUCAUUCUAGCAGCUGUGCACCCCUUCGUCCACCCGUGCGGCCCCGAGCCCGCCAGCGUCCAGCGCCAGCUCUACCGGGCAGUGCUCAUCAAAGUCUCUGACAGCUGGGAGAAGAAUCCGGCCGACUUUGAGCCGUACCAUCUCAAACUGGAGGAAUGCAUGUCUGCAGACCAGAUUCCCACCACGGAGCACAUCCAAGGAUACGUGAAGAAACAGAUCCAGGACGCUGCGGAUCAGGGCAUCAUGUUUGUGGGCUUCAUCCAGGAGCCAGCUGGCCUACGCCCACACGUUCUACGGCACAGAGAACCAGAGGAACCCUCCCUCUCCCUGCACUCCAGCCCCAGCUCGCUGCACGGCUCUGGGCUGACUCCCAGUCCCAGUCCCCUGGAGGAGCCGGAGCUGGGAGACGAGUCCGGAGCGGAGAACGAAGGGAAAAACGGGGGAGGUGAGGCUCUGAGAGAGGACGUGAAAGCUACUGAAGGUGGAGAUGGAGAUGAUCUCUCUGUUGAGAUAUCAGCCGUGUUGAAAUCAGGAUCUGGUGAAACACAGCAAGGAGAUACACUGACACACAACAACAACGACACGGCCGAACGCACAGACACAUCCGAGAAACCCAGCAGGUUGGCCCUGACUAAGAGUGGAGCCGAGCUCUUUGGACUGUUUAACUACCCGGGUCGGCGUGAGGGUCAGCUGAAGUACUACACGGUUAAAGUGCCUCUGCGAGUGCAGCCGCAGGGCGAGGGCAUCUGUACUCUGGAGGCCAACUGGCUCGAUCACAUGACUCAACACUUCAACAACGGAGCUUCACUAGUGGACGGAUACUUUCAGCUGGCCAGGGACAACGAUGUUCUCAUCAAAACUGUGGGCAGCGUGUUCGUGUUCCAGGAGGGAGUGGAGAGCGACAACAAUGCGGCUGCUGCGUACGACGCUAUAGUGGUGGAACAAUGGACAAUCAUUGAUGGUUUACAGGUGAAGACAGACUAUAUUCCCCUGCUGCAGUCGCUGGCUUCAUUUGGAUGGAGACUCACUUGUGUGCUGCCUACACCCAUCAUCAAGACGAACAGUGAUGGCAGUUUGGCCACCAAGCAGAUCGUUUUCCUCCAGAGACCAGUGCUGCCUCGCAAGAAGAAGGAAUCCAAGAAAGUCAUCUUUAAAGCACGGAACAAGUCCAACAAGAACUCGGUCAAAGACGCACCAAAGAACAAGAAGAAGAAAGACUCUACGUCCACCGUAGAGAAAGAGAUAAGUGAUCAAAAGCAAUGUGAUGGAGCCGAGAAGAGCGCUGAAGAGACAAAUACAAGUGUGAAUGAACGAUGGGAGGCAAACCAGAAUAAUGAGGCUGAUGCUGAAGUGCAGAGUGAACAGAAAGAGGACAGAGAGGAAGGGAACGAGACACAGGAAGGGACGGUAGGAGCAGGCAGGGAAAAACAAGAAGCGGUGGCCGGAAAUAGCGAGAGAGAUGGAAAUGCUAAGGAUGAGGUAGAUGUUAAAGAGGAAGAGCGUAGUGUGAAAACAAAAGCUGAAAUGGGGUCGUGUCAAGACGAGUCCUCACCUACAGCACAAGAAACAGGACUACAGGACGAUGAGGUGGACAAACAGGAAGACAGCUCAGCCAAUCAGGAUUGAGGACGCACUCACACCCACCAGGCCAAUGGAAGUGGACCUUUAUGAAUGUUCUAAUUGCUACGCUGCAAAAAAAAUCACUUUGCUGAUCGAUAUUUUGUCUUGUUUUCCAGUAUCGAAACAUCCUUAAAACAAGUUCAGUUUGCAAAUGCAGGCUAAACAUGUCUUGUUUUAUUGAUCUUUAGAUACUCAAGACGAAAGUGUAGCUCACGGUUUCAGACAGGUAAACUGUCAUGCAAACACCUCACUAGGGCUGCACGAUUAAUCGAAUGCGAUUGUUAUGUGCA